GUCCAGUUUAACGAACGUCUCCUACUAGCAACCCACAAGUAAAUGCGCUGCACUUGGACUCUCGAAAACGUGGGAGUAGAUCCGGGAUACCCUUACAUACUCGACUACUCUUCUGGCGGCAACUCCGACCCCUAAACGUAAGAGAGUCAGGUUGAUGUAACCGGAGUACCACACGACCCAACAGCCCUGCCAACAACGCCCAAUAAUUGUCCAUCCUCAUCUACGCCACCGAAGCUGACUUUCAGCCGCCAAUGUCUCCCAAGGACCUGCCCGAUGCGGCCAAACCAUUUCACACGAAGCGUCCUCACAGAAAGACCCGAUCUGGAUGCGUCAAUUGCAAGAGACGAAAGGUGAAAUGUGACGAAGCACGUCCAGCUUGUCAAUCGUGCCAACUUCGACAUACGGAAUGCGUUUACACUCAACCACCCUCGAAAACCGUACGGUCAACUACAGAAAAUCAAUUAAUACAACAUGGCACUGCGGUGCUUCCGUACAUGGACCCUACGGCAGGCUUCUCAUCCCGCUACCAAGCACCGAUACCACUCGUCCGCGAACCGCUCUACCGACCCAACGAUCUAGAUAUGACUGGCAUGAAGAUCCUCUCAUUCUAUUUCAACGACACAAGUACAUCUUUUAACAUAUUUUAUGGCUCGGACGCCGAUAGAGAGGGCAUUCUACGAGGUCCCGUGGUUCAACAAGCAUUUGAUGCCCCAUUUCUAAUGGAUAUGAUAUUUGCACUAUCAAUAAACCACAUGGAAGUCCUCGGCCGAGUCGAUAGCACAACAGCAUAUCUGUACCGAGCAAAAGCUACAUCGAGCUUUCGAGAAGCUGUACACAAUAAGCAAAAACACACAUAUGCCGCCUUAGCUCUCGGCUCGCUGCUCAUGGUGCCAGUUUCUUCAAGUCAAUUUCGAGACCAUACCUCAGAUGAUUUACAUAUUAUCCAAUGGCUUCAGCUUAUGAAGGGCGUGAAACAUAUCAUGACACUAGUAACGCGAGCCACUGUCAUGAAUAAUGGUAUUGGAAUGCUAUUCGAACGUCCCCAGUUGGAUCUGGAUACUGGAGUUGGAUACAUACCAAGUGACCUUGCGGCAGUUUUUGCGGGAAUACAACCAGGCGACCCGGAUUACCAAGAUCAAGCGACAUAUAGAGAGACGCUGGCAUGUAUGGGAACAUUAUAUCAUCACAUUAGCACAGGAUACAGCUCUCUGAUGAUGCUUCGGAUCAUGACAUGGUUUACAUUUGUCCCCGAUAGGUUCACUGAGUUGGUCCAAAGUAAACGACCACGGGCGCUUAUUAUCAUCGCAUUUUAUGGCAUGUUUCUAAAACUGAGCCCCAAUGUAUGGUGGAUGGAUGGAGUUGGUGAUCGAACCGUGGCCGAUGUUGUGAGACGGCUGGUACCGGGCCCCUUUGACAAGGUGAUGGUAAUACCAGCAUCAACAAUCGGAGUCCAUGGCCGAAGCGAUAUUUUACAUAUUAUUAACAGUGUUAACCCAGCACUGGACAUGUGUCGUGCAGUAAUCGAAGGAAUUUAGAAAUGGGUUUCGCCACCUAGCCGGUGUGGCAGUAUAUAGACAGUAAAUAAUAGUUCAACAAAGCACGUAUGAUGAAGGGACAGUUUGUGAAAUACAAGAGGAAAUUUGUUU
Messenger RNA from [Torrubiella] hemipterigena, 1646 nucleotides. Lineage: Eukaryota; Fungi; Ascomycota; Sordariomycetes; Hypocreales; Clavicipitaceae. The record is from the annotation of a GenBank genome assembly.